AUGGAUAACGAAGGGCUAGUCGAAGAAGAAAACCAUAUCAUUAAACAAAUCGUUAUUACCACAGAUAAUCUGACAACAAUGAACGACCAGAAUAAAUUUUCAGUUAACUUUUUCAUAUUACCUGCUUCGUCUGCUAAAGUUGAUGAUAUUGUUAGAGCUAACUUGUGGAAUAUCCAGAAAACAGAAGUUAAACCAGAUGGAACAAUACAAGACCUAAUCAAUUCCAUAAACAAUCAACAGAAAACUAAACAAGUAUUUUAUCCAAUUGUAAUGUUAAAUGAAAGAGUAUUAAGCGCACAUGCUAAACUUAGCUCAUAUUCAAAUGAAUUAUCAAGGAGUACGGUUUAUCUUUUUAUAAAAGAUGACAUUAAUAAUGAAACUUCAACUUCUGAACAAACCGGCCAUAAACAGUUGUCCAGAAAUCGAAUUGUACGUAAUAGAGUAACAGAUUCAGGAAUCACUAAUACGACUCACUCCGAAAAUCCAGCUAGCGAAUUGAAAAUAUUAUUAACAAAUACAUACCAACCAUUUGCUUACUAUAAAAAUGCUGAAAGUGCAGAUACUUUGUCCAACGUAUUUAUUCAUUUUAUUCCACAAAAACGAAAAGUGAGCACUGAAUCAGAUUCCCCAUCAUCUGACACAGCACCUGGUGCAAAUAAGUCAGCCGAAAAGAAAAUUUUACAUUUAGAAGAUAUACCGAUAAAUGAGCGAUUUUCUGAAAUAAAAACGAAAACAGUUCGUAUGCUCAAUUUAAACAAUUAUAAUUAUGAAGAUUACGAAUUAUUUUAUCAUGGACGGCUAUUGAACAGUAACAGUACAUUUAAAAAAAUGGAUAUCCAUACUAGUUGCAUAUUAACGUUUGUUCAGAAAAGUUUCUGUAGAGUUUUAGUGCUGGAUAAGAUAAAUACACCGAUGACAACUGACAGCUCUCAGGAGAAGUUAUCGCAUGCAGCAUUUAUUUAUUCGUUACGUUUACUAAUUUAUGCAAUUAUUUUUGAUUCAAAGUACGAUAAAAAUUUUCAGCGAUUUUUUACAUAUUGUGAUUAUAAUAAAUCAUUAACAUUAGGAAAACGAGAAUUGGAAAUUGGCCUUUUAACAUUGUUGAAGCUGAUUAAUAGUGGAAAGUUAUGUGAUAAUGAAAAUGACAAUGAAGAUGAAUACGUUGGUGAAAAUCCAGAAACAGACCGUUUAGCUUAUUAUGAUUUGUUAUCAACACCGUCCGACCAAGAAUGGAAAUUGCCUGAAUUUAAAUGUUUCUUUGCCGAUAUCUUAGUUGAACAUAUUUAUAUAUGUUCUUUAUCUCUAUUAUAUCAUUCUAAUUAUACACAAAAUAAUUCAUAUUAUCAAGUAAAUGUUUUAGAAGCAUAUUGGCCAUUUAUAUUAUUAAUUUAUUUUAUUGUAUAUUUCAGUGUUAUUUAUGCUACAGGCUUCAUACGACAAACUAAACUAAAUAAAACUUUACUUAAACGAACAUAUGAUAAGGCAAAAUUAAAAAUUUUAAACGAAUAUACUAAACCAGUAAAAUAUCAAAUUAAUAAACCAGUGAAUAAGGAAUAUUAUCCACCUCAUCUUGAAUUAACAUAUUAUAAAUUUGAACUAUGCCGUCAUUUUACAGAUCAUAAAAUUUUAUUUUCAUUUUCAAUAAUUAUCUUUCUAGUUAUAAUUUUAAUUCAUCCAUGUAUACCAUAUAUUUAUCGUCAUAUUAAUUUGAAUAGUACAAUAACAUCUCAACGUCCAUGUUUAUUGACCUAUGCUAAUUUAUUUGGUUCGUUAAAACGUUUAAUGUCACAAACAAAUUCAGAAAAGCAUAGAGAAUUAGAUUUAUAUAUUUAUUUUAAUUUGACAAAUCCUCAUAAUUUAGAAUAUUUUUUAUAUUUAUUAAAAACGUCCCAAUCAUCUGUUGAUGAGACCAAUAUAUCUAUAGCAACAAUUGGUUUUGCAUUAAUUAUUGAUGCUAUACUUAUAAUAGAAUCAAUAGUACGAGUUAUACUAUUUAAUGAAUAUGAUUUACUAACAAUAUUUUCAUUAAUUGAUAUUGUCAUAUUAUCUGUAUUAAUUCUUCUAUUUUUAACGAUUGUUGUUCGAAUAAGUGAUCAAUCAUUCAAGAUGUUCACUAGAAAAAAAUUAAAAAAAGAUGAUAUGACUGCAUUAUUAGUUCAUCGAAAUGGUUUGAAUUCUCUUAAAUAUAAGAGUAAUGUUACAACGACAACAGAUACUUCUUUUCAACAACCAGAACACACGGAUGAUAAUGAAAUGAUAAUAGCUCAGAAUUUAAAAGCUAAUAAUGCUUAUUUAUUAAGUGUAAUUGAACAUUUAGAAAGCUCAAAAGAUGAUUAUGCUGUCAAAAUAUUGAGUGUGGUUAUUGAUCAAGCUUUUUUGAUUAAAAUUCUUAUUUCAAUGUUAACUGGAAUCAUAUCCACAAUUACUUCACUAACAAAACGCUGA
Molecule: messenger RNA, 2445 nt
Organism: Didymodactylos carnosus
Lineage: Eukaryota; Metazoa; Rotifera; Eurotatoria; Philodinida; Philodinidae
Source: the annotation of a GenBank genome assembly